GCAUUGGGAAUCAGCAGCAGAAGACUGUACCUCCACCACCACCUCCACCACCUCCAAAAAUGGGACUGCUAAAAAACUCCACCGCUAGCACUACCAGCAGCAGCUCAUCAUCCUCAAAGCCCUCGAAUAAAAAGAAGAAGGGCAUCACCUUUCAAGAGGGCGGGCCGGUGGUGAUCUACCGAGAAGCGUCGGAUUCAGAGGAUGAAGAGGAGUUCUUUGAGCUGUCGCUAAAGUCCUCUGAACUGAACUCCUCUUCUGAGGAAAAUUCACCAUCAUCACCGCCAUCAUCUCAAACUUCCUCAGCCGACUUUGAUGAGGAGCACGACCCUGAGCGGAUAAAGCUGCGCCAGCUCACAGAGGCCAACACCUUCUUCAACUCAAACUACGCCAACUUUAAGCUGACAGAGGCGGCCUCGGUGGGCCUGGGCCGAGCGUCAAAAGGCGAUUCAAACAGCAGUUCUGGCGGGCCGAUUAAGUUUGUCAUUCAGGAUGGCUACCAGCAGCCGCUGCCGCCCACCAACCCAUCAUCGUCAUCAUCCUCAUCAUCAUCCGAGAUUCCCACCAUUCGCAUUCCCCGGGCGGCCAUCAACGCCGACAAGCUAAAUCGGUCACCACCGCCGGCCUUUGCCAACAGCAACAGUGCUAAUCCACUGAAGCAGGCGUUGCUGGAGAAGACGCCCUCACCAACAGCUACUACAGUUAAACCCGAAAAACCACCGAAAAAUAUCUCCCUUUCAAAGCCGACGGUUGAAAAGCCAGCUAAAGAGGCUUCACCACCGCCACCACCUGCAAAUAUUAUGAAACCGUCGUUUGAUACCACCGACUCAGCAUUACCACCCCCACCACCUAAGCCUGAGCAUCUUGUACAGCAGCAGCAGCAGCUGCCAUGCAAUUCCGUCAGUUUGUUAGACGAAAACGACGGCACCAUUCUCCCGCUAGACACUCAGAAGCUGCCGGAAGAGCUGAAAAGUGACGUCGCCGACGUCCGCCUCGACCAGGGCCAGCUGUACCUGCUGAGAAAUGGCAGUAAACAGCAUGGUGCUGAACUUCAGCAGCAGCAGCAAUUACCGGAAAAGAUACCCGAAAAGUUGCUCAAAAAGUCAAUUAAAAAAGAGUCUACAAAAUCUGUUGCUGAAGACUGCUGCUUUUCUGAUGACAGUUCCUCUUCCUCUGCCUCGGAUUCAGGCGCCAGCGGCUGUUCUCCCAGCUCAGCAAGUCCGACGGCGCAGUUGCUCGAAGAUGAUCGAAGUACAACCAGUACUUCUCCUAGUCCCACUGAUUCGCUCGAUUCUGCCGAUACCUCCUCUUCACCAGAAUCCUACGAAUCAGCAUCACCAGAGCUGAGUACAUCACCAGUACCACCACCUCCUUUAUCACCACCUUCUAAAUCAUCACCACCCCAACCGCAAAUGUCAUCACCACUUUCACCCCCACCGCCACCACCACCUCCUUCUAUUUCACCACCAGCUCAACAGUCAUCAUCAUCAUCAGCGGUCAGCCCAGAUAGUCCUCGCAACUCGACGAUGAUCAGCAUCAGCUACCGGCGAAGUAGUAGUAAUGGAAGUUCA
Messenger RNA from Rhagoletis zephyria (snowberry fruit fly), 1568 nucleotides. The record is from RefSeq and is a predicted model, not a curated record. NCBI's taxonomy places the organism in Eukaryota, Metazoa, Arthropoda, Insecta, Diptera, Tephritidae.